Messenger RNA from Neltuma alba, 921 nucleotides. RefSeq lists its product as uncharacterized. Gene Ontology annotation, molecular function: zinc ion binding. The record is from RefSeq and is a predicted model, not a curated record. The transcript is spliced from 2 exons. Bases 1 to 921 code for a protein of 306 amino acids. NCBI's taxonomy places the organism in Eukaryota, Viridiplantae, Streptophyta, Magnoliopsida, Fabales, Fabaceae.
AUGAUAAAACAGAUAGUUGGUGCAAUCCAAUUAACUAUUGUGUCAGAUCGUCACAAUGCAAUAAUAGGAGCUGUUGGAGUAAUAUUUGGAGGUGAUAGUCAAUCAUACUGUUAUAGGCAUGUGAAGGAAAAUUUUAGCUCUGAAAUGAAUAAAUUAUACAGAGGGAGGAGAAGAACUAGUGGUAUUCGUAAGGAAGUUAGACUAAAGUUGCUUGAUGACAUUGCAUAUACGAGGGUAAUAAGCAAGUUCUCAUAUAAACGGUGGGAUAACAUAACAACGAACCUUGCUGAGUCAUUCAAUGCUUGGAUUGUAAAGGAGAGGUGGCAUAAUGUUGCCAAACUUAUUCAUGGACAUCGUGAGAAGGUUGCAAGGAAGAUGUGCACAGCAAGUGUGGCAAAGGAGAACUGGAGAAAUGCUAUGGGUUCAAGCAUUGAUGGAAAAGUGAUGGAAAAUAUGGCUAGAUCGAUUCAUAUGCAUGCUAAACCUUAUAGAGGUGGCAGGGUCUGUGUACAUACUUUGUGUGGAGCAUUAUAUGUCAAUGUUCAGUCACAUGAAUGCACUUGUACUACAUGGAAAAUGACAGUGAUUCUGUGUGCACACGCUUGUGCUGCAAUAAAGGUGGUCCAUACAAAUGUGUAUGAUUUUGUGAAGGACUGUUAUAAAAUAACAUCCCAAGAGAAAAUUCAUGGGAACACCAUGAUUCUAGUAGUGACAAUUGACAGGCCUAAUCUUAAUGAUUAUAUGCUAGAAAAUAUAACAAAUCAAGUCUUGCUAUAUCCACCUACAACUAGUAGACCUUUGGGAAGGCCAAGAAUUAGGAGGCGGGAAUCCCAAUUCCAAAACAGGAAGAUUUACCAUUGUGGACAGUGUCAUGAAGCUAGGCAUAGUAAAAGAACAUGCAGAAAUCCAAACCGAAGUUAA